UUGUGUAUUAAAGGCGACCAGAAUCGCGCAGGAUCGGUGACGCGUCGCGUUCGGCCGUCGUUCGCGGAUGACGUUUAUGACAAGGAGCACCAUCAGAGCAGCGCUGAAGAUGGCGGCGACAGCGGCAGUCUAGCAGCGGCGACUGGUGAUGGUAGAGAUAAUAGGGGCGUGGCCAGCGCGAAAGCCCCGCCCCCGCACUUUGGCACACCGCCAAUGAGUCAACAGUUUGGCGCAGUGCCAGCCGAUAUAAUCAUCGAAUGUGGCGGCACAUGCGGCGCUAAUGGGACGGAAAUGUGCGAGUCAGCGCUAGCGCAACGCCGGUCAGCCCAACUGCCGAAACUCAAAGAUAUCGCGUCGGGAACCAGAGCAGGAGGGGGCGGAGCCAGUGGAGUGGGCGGGGAGACGCAGGGUGGAGGGGGCGGGGCUCGGAUGAGAGCCGAGAGUUCGGAGUUUUCGGAGGAAUUUAGAAAUUUCGUGUUGCAGUCGCGUUUCGAGAUGACCGAUUUGGAGUUUGUGUACACGGAUUGCGACACGCACGCGGCCGAAUUGGCAGAGUUGUACACGUACAGCGAGAUUGACGACUGGGCGUUGAAUGUGCAGGCGUAUAGGAAUUAUGCGGACAGCAAGAGGGUGGGUUUAUUUUUUAUUAUUAUUUAUUAUUAUUAUUUAAUAUAUUUAUUAUAUAUUGUUAUUAUUUAUUAUAGUUAUAUUUAUUAUUAUUAA
Molecule: messenger RNA, 723 nt
Organism: Anisakis simplex (herring worm)
Lineage: Eukaryota; Metazoa; Nematoda; Chromadorea; Rhabditida; Anisakidae
Source: the annotation of a GenBank genome assembly